ACUGAAGCGUGUAUCGCUGGUGUCCAAGCGACCCUCUCGCGCGUGUCUCAGACGGAAUAUUUGCCUCCAACUUUGUGAACCGUCGUUCUUGUUUAAUCGGUGGAUCUAACCAAAAUAAAGCAGAUUUACUCUGAGUUGACAAAGCCAUGCCUUUACCGAAGGGAAGGAAGGCUAUUGCAGCCAGCCUGAGCAGACUGCCUAAACUGAACUCAGCCGAAACUCUGGAGGAAAGUGCACAAGUCAAACGGUCGACCUCGCCUUCGAAUGGCGCCCCUAAGAAGAGGACUGCAUUCAUAGACAUCACUAAUGCUCACAAAGUGCAGUUCAGCAUUCCAGGCAAGAAGAAGGUGGGUGUGAAGAAGCAGUCGAGGAAGGCCAACUCCACUUCUGUGACGACGAAGAAUCAGGAAAAUCUUCAAAGGUCUUCUUCUGUCAGCUCAGAGGAAACUCAGGAGCCAGAAACUGUUGAACAGUCCAGUGAGGCCCAGGAAGAGCCGCUGAAGGACGAGGUUGCUGUAGCAGAAGAACUCACAGCUCCCUCCACGCCCACUGCUCGCGAGGUGCCCUCCCACCUGAAGAAACAACCCAUUCCAGCUGAGUUUGACAUCGACUCUGAGAACCAAGACGACUGUUUUCUCUGUCCGGAGUACGCAAAGGAAAUAUUUGACUAUCUCAAAGAACGAGAAGAAAAGUUCAUCCUCAGUGACUACAUGUCCCAACAGCCCACCUUGAACCCAGAGAUGAGGGCGAUUCUGAUCGACUGGCUUGUUGAAGUUCAGGAGAACUUUGAGCUGUACCACGAGACUCUCUACAUGGCUGUAAAAAUGAUAGACCACUUCCUGUCUAAGACCCCAAUCCACAGGGAAAUGCUGCAGCUCGUCGGCUCCACUGCGAUGCUCAUUGCCUCGAAGUUCGAGGAGCGCAACCCUCCGUGUCUGGACGACUUUCUCUACAUUUGUGACGAUGCUUAUAAGAGGGAGGAGCUCAUCGCCAUGGAGGCCAAGAUCCUCCAGACACUGUCCUUUGACAUCAACAUUCCCGUCGCCUACUCCUUCCUUAGACGCUAUGCCAAGUGUUUAAAUGCCGCGAUGGACACGCUGACGCUCGCCCGCUUCUACUGUGAGAUGAGCCUGAUGGACAUGGAUCUGGUCAUCGAAAGAGGCUCGCUGUUGGCAUCAGCCUGCUUGCUGAUGGCGAUAGUUGCCAAAGACCUGGGAGGAUGGUCACCCAUCCUGCAGUUCCACACCGGAUACCAGCCGACAGAUUUGAUUCCAGUCGUCCGGAAGCUCCAUAAGAUGUUGUCUGCGCCCCCUGAUUCAAAACUGAAGGCCAUCAGAGGCAAAUAUUCUCACCGGGUGUUUUUCGAGGUGGCUUCACUGCCGCUGGUGGACCUGGAGGUUUUGGAGAAGGUGUUGUCUCAGUGAAAGGCCUGGUCCUUUGUAUGUGUAUAUAUAUGUGUUUAUACAUCUAAUAUUUAUAAAUAUUUUGUCUGUCUUAUCAUGUUUUAAAUGAUUGUUGUGGAUGUUGAGUGGGGCGUUGACAUUUAGUUAAAAUAUUUUCAAUUCAGUUUAUUUUUAUAGACACAGAACAUUUUUCCAAGAAAAAAAGAAAUGUUAUUGGAAUAAUAGCGUUUAUGCCGAGGAUGGCUGCUGUUUUAGUUCUAUGUCAGCACACAUUUGAAGGCUCCAUGAUCUGGUCAUCUGCAUGGCACGUCGCACAAUGUUUAGUCCAAAUAUGCGUAGGAGAACUGAGUUGCUGUGGCAUUUUAUCAGGUUCCGU
Synchiropus splendidus (mandarinfish) is the source of this 1779-nucleotide messenger RNA. RefSeq names its product cyclin B3 (gene ccnb3). The coding region runs from base 147 to 1424 and encodes 425 amino acids. NCBI's taxonomy places the organism in Eukaryota, Metazoa, Chordata, Actinopteri, Syngnathiformes, Callionymidae. Gene Ontology annotation, cellular component: cyclin-dependent protein kinase holoenzyme complex; centrosome; nucleus. Gene Ontology annotation, biological process: regulation of cyclin-dependent protein serine/threonine kinase activity; mitotic cell cycle phase transition. The transcript is spliced from 12 exons. The record is from RefSeq and is a predicted model, not a curated record. Gene Ontology annotation, molecular function: cyclin-dependent protein serine/threonine kinase regulator activity.